AAAAUGAUGCACCCUGUUGCCAGCAGCAAUACAGCUUUCUGUGGGACCGGCAAGAGUUCUUGCCUUAACGAAGACAAUGUGAGAUCUGCCGAUCAGUUUGACUUGUACGCCACGCAGCAAAGUAAAUACAGCCACGCAGUCAGCCACAAACCAAUUGCAUGCCAGAGACAAGAUGCGUUGAACGAAUCGCACUUGCAGACCACAAGUGGCAGGAAUAUAGAGACAAAAGACGAACUAAAGAAAAAGAAAAACCUCAACCGAUCUGGUAAACGUGGAAGGCCAUCAGGGACCACAAAAUCAGCAGGGUACCGAACCAGCACAGGUCGACCCCUGGGGACCACCAAAGCAGCUGGAUUUAAGACAAGUCCAGGCAGACCCUUGGGUACAACUAAAGCAGCGGGAUACAAAGUCAGCCCAGGCAGACCUCCAGGAAAAAAGCAGCAAGCCUUCAGGUGUUCCAGUGAUGCCUAACACAUAUUGAGCUGGACUUUAUGCUGUACUUUACAAUAGGUGUGUUGAAUUGUUUUGGGGGAACUGUGUAUGCACUGGCAACUAAGACAAUGAACCUCAACUAUACUGGAUGGCUCCCUAGUCGAUAGAUGAACUAAUGGCAGCUAAACUGCUACUAAAAAAUAGUUUCUUCAUGCUGAAGCUAUGAAAUCCAGUUAUACGUUCUGUUCCUCAGCAAACUCGCAAGUCUGCAAUUUAGCAAUCUAUCUCAGAACGAUGUAACUUCUGACACAUGCAAAAUGCUAACGUGAGUUAAUUCACCCUCAGGAUCUGUGUUGUAUUGGCUGUUUUUAAUCAGAUGAUUUUUUUCAACAAAAGACUGCUUUAAGUUCUUUCCUGAACUCAGCUGGGAAAGCAGUCCUCUUCGGCUGAAUGUAGUAACCGCAGGAGUGUCGCACCUCGCUGGCAAGGAACGUGUUGCAUGUCACCACUGUACCUUGGAGAAGCUCCACUUCUUACCUCCUCCUGUUUAUCCUGUUUGCUCCCAUUCCGUUUCUCACUUGUGCAUCUACUCAAUGGUGCUGUGCCGUGUGUCAGGAGAUGAUGCAGAUGUAUUGCUGUUCUGCUAGUGUAAUGAAUUUUGUAUUCAAGUAUGCUGAUGAAAUAAUGAAAUCAUCUAAGCAGUUUCUGUUCAUUACGGUGUUUAUUAAUUAUAUCAGAUGGAAUAUAAUCCCAGUAAAAAACAAUUAAUGUCGUCAAUUGUGGAAUGAUGAGCAUAAGGUAGAAAAGUGUUCAGAGAGUCUAAUGGGCUGCCUGGCACUCCAGAUCUAGCAAGGAGACCAGAAGUGCCCUGCUGGGCAUUUCCGAAUUCUGGUUUGUUUUCUAUCUGACUCCAGUUUACUGGUGCCGUGCAGUGAGGGGAAGAAAAAAAGAUGUUAAGGAUUCGAAGUGACCGAGAAAUGGAAUUUUCAAAUACUUCUGCUUUUCCUCUGUAUAAUCUGCAGAAUACAUUGUGCUUUUUUCAACACUUUUCUUUCCGUGGCAAACACUGAAACAGCAUGUUAAUGCCUAAAGUUUAUUAGCACCGAUGGGAAAACUGGCCUUUUCCCCCCAUAGUAUGAGAACAUUACUUGUAAGGUAAAUUGCUUAUUUUAUAUUAUAUAUCAUCAUUCAGCUAUUCAUAAGCUAGGAUCACUGUUGCGUGUUAACACUGUUGAGAAGAUCUACAUGUCAAGUUUGUUUUUUAAUAAUUGCUUUUAAUUAUCAAGUUUCUAACAUCUUAUUUAUACAUAAAUGAAAUGUAUUAGCUUGCUAUUAUUCCUUAGUGAUGCUAUACAAGUUCACUGGUUAAUAUACAUAUAGUAACUAUUAUUCAGUUUCUGAUUAAAUUUACUUAAACUUUAAAGCCAAAUAAUUUUGCUACUAUAAAGUCUUGCACUGGACAUAUUCACCAUAUUUUGGCAGAAAAAAAAUCAGAUACCAUCAGAAGUGGCUAACUUUGAUAUCAAAGAUAGUAUUUUUAAAAUCGGCAGUUAGCUUUGUCGUUAAAGCAACGUUCUUUCUAUCUCGGAUUUAGGCUAAACUAACCAACAUAACUGUGUGUCAAGAGCCAUUGAAGAUCUCUGUUCUGAACAAAUAUAUUCUCAUUUUGUCUGCAAGAUCUUGAAGAGUUGAGUCAGGACAAAACCAAGCCUUGUCAGUGAAAAGUGAUGUGUCUGUGAAAAGAAUUACUUGGAGCUAUGAUACAGAGAGUAAUUCAGAUGAGAAUUUAACUCCCUCCCCCAUUUUUGAAGAGCUUUAAAAGGCAGAGCAAUGUGAAGUCAUUUGUCCGAUGGUUUCAUUAGCUGUGACUCUGCUGUUCUUUGUUAUAUGUAUAAUAAUGUUUCACACUAUCCUUAGAGUUGACAGUUAAAACAGUUGAUAACAAUCAUAAAUGCUUUGAACUGCCGACUUCAUUUCUGACCACAAAAGAAGUUUAUUCUUCUCUAUUUUAAUGCAUAUAUUUUAACACUGCUUAAAUAUAUUUAUGACUUUAGUAGACUAGAACUUUCUCCUUGUGAUUUUUUUUUUUUUCCCCAAAUAGAUAAAUCUGUAUUCUGAAAUUUGAACCACUUUCUGAUACUUUAAUCUUUCAUCACUUGCUUUUCCACAGGUUUACUUUGGGGGAAACAGUAAUCUGCUAAAUAACUAGUAUCAGCACCCCAUUCUCUGCUGUAAAAAGCCUGAUUAGAUACUGUGUAUGUUUUUAUGUCCAUGAACUUGAGCUACUCGUGUGCAAUUAUGUGUAUGGGAAUGGAGUAGUGUUCAUGAUCUGUAUUUACAUCAUCAUA
Messenger RNA from Egretta garzetta (little egret), 2780 nucleotides. RefSeq names its product chromosome unknown C5orf24 homolog (gene CUNH5orf24). The coding region runs from base 4 to 471 and encodes 155 amino acids. The record is from RefSeq and is a predicted model, not a curated record. The transcript has 2 exons. NCBI's taxonomy places the organism in Eukaryota, Metazoa, Chordata, Aves, Pelecaniformes, Ardeidae.